AUGGGUUCCUCUCCUCCUUCCAAGAGCAAUGAUGCACCAGCGCCGCCGUUGCCUGUUCCAGAAACUAUUCAAUGUCCCAGACCAAUUUGUCUUCAAUAUUUGAAAGGCUUAAAUUUGAAUAGAGCCUAUUUCAAUAAACAUAUGAAUAGAUGUUACUGUUCAAACUGCUAUGGACCUUCAAAACCGAAUGUUUUCAUAGCAGCGAAUUCAAAAUUCACCGUGCCAAGAGGUUGGGUAUCGUUUGGAAUUCAACUCGAUCAAGCAUUUGCUUCUGAUAAGGGAAUAUUUAAAAAUUGGUAUACAACAUUCUAUGGAACAUCAAAAGAUAAACUUAGCGAAAUCAUUCGUAAUCGUUUCAUACCAUUUCCUGGCGAUGAUCUUCUAUCGGGUGAAAAGUUUAUUCUCAAUCUACCCGACCAAAAGCAUGUUUAUACGUCGCCUUCAAUAAAUUACGCUUCUCUAAGCCAUAUAUGUCCCGUUGAUCGGAUGAACGUUAAUGAUAACUUUUAUGAUUUUCAAGUAGUUCUUCGAUGUAAACAGAAUCCAGCUGAUGUACAAAAAUUUGCUAGUGGCAAACCGAAUGCUUGUGAAUUGCUUCCGAAUGAUAAUAUUCAAUGGAAAACAGAUCAACGAUCAUCUGUGUUACCGAUUAGUCUCUUAAUUCGUGCUACGAAAAGUUGA
Messenger RNA from Rotaria socialis, 681 nucleotides. The record is from the annotation of a GenBank genome assembly. NCBI's taxonomy places the organism in Eukaryota, Metazoa, Rotifera, Eurotatoria, Philodinida, Philodinidae.